Molecule: messenger RNA, 1607 nt
Organism: Poecilia reticulata (guppy)
Lineage: Eukaryota; Metazoa; Chordata; Actinopteri; Cyprinodontiformes; Poeciliidae
Gene: eci2
Product: enoyl-CoA delta isomerase 2
Cellular component (GO): mitochondrion; peroxisome
Molecular function (GO): fatty-acyl-CoA binding; delta(3)-delta(2)-enoyl-CoA isomerase activity
Source: RefSeq, a predicted model, not a curated record
ACAUGAAAGAUACAUUUCUACACUUAAACAGUUUUCUAAAGUUUCAACUGAAGCAGGAGAUGAUAACUAAAGUUAGACAAACACCGGAGCUGAAGGUUUUACUUCCAGACAGUUUGAUGACAUUUAAACCGAGUAGAAAAGACAUGGAGGAUAAACUUGGCUUUGGAUGAACGGAUAUUUUAUACAGAAUUAGCGGCGCGUGGAUUUCAUUGAUACGUGAAGUUUGCUCAGGACCAGAGUUCCCAGUCUGACAUUCCAGACCACAGCGUCUCCUAUGAUGGGUGCGACGGUGGAGCAGUUUGAACAGGCGAAGAGCAAACUGUCGGCGCUGAAGAAGGAUCCGGGGAACGAGGUCAAGCUGAAGAUCUACGCUCUGUUCAAGCAGGCCUCUCAGGGUCCCUGCAACACUCCUAAACCAGGAAUGCUGGACUUUGUGAACAAGGUCAAAUGGGAUGCGUGGAAAUCUCUGGGCUCCAUCUCUCAGGAUGAAGCCAGGGAGCAGUACUGCAACCUGAUUGGCUCCCUGGUGGAGGCAGAGGGAGGAAGCUCCGCCCAGGUGGCUGCAGCGCCUGUUGGGGGUGGAGCCACAUACGAGACGCUGUUGGUCUCUACGGACGAUGACAUCACCACCAUCAAACUGAACCGACCGGCCAAGAAGAACGCCAUCACACCUGAGAUGUACAACGAGAUCAUAGCAGCUCUGGAGCAGGCGGCUAAAGACGAGUCAAAGUUCGCCGUGUUCACAGGAGCUGGAGACUUUUACUGCAGCGGGAACGACCUGUCCACCUUCACCAAGGUCCCAGAGGGAGGCGUCCAGGAGAUGGCCAGGCAGGGAGCAGAGCUGCUCAGGAAGUACGUCAGGGCGUACAUCGACUUCCCGAAGCCUCUGGUUGCCGUGGUGAACGGCCCGGCUGUAGGGAUCGCCGUCACCGUGCUGGGACUGUGUGACCUGAUCUACGCCACAGAGCGGGCCACCUUCCACACGCCCUUCACCCAGCUGGGUCAGAGCGCCGAGGGCUGCUCCUCCUACACCUUCCCCAGGAUAAUGGGCCCCAACAAGGCCAGUGAGAUGUUGCUGUUCAAUAAGAAGCUGUCGGCCCGCCAGGCCUGUGAACUGGGUCUGGUCACAGAGGUUUUCCCCGACAGCAGCUUCCAGUCCGAGGUCUGGACCCGGCUCAAGGCCUACGCCCGGCUGCCUCCCCAGACCCUGGCGCUGUCCAAACAGCUGGUCCGGUCCGUGGAGAAGGAACGUCUCUACGCCGUCAACGACGCCGAGGUGGAGCGGCUGAUGGAGCGCUGGACCUCAGAGGAAUGCUUCAGCGCCGUCAUGAGCUUCUUCCAGGCCAAAGCCAAACUGUGAGGGACCGGCAGAACCCGGCCGGUUCUGGGAGGAAGAGGAAGAGCGGAUGAUGGACUCGUCUUCAUGACGUCGAUUUUUCAUUCUGACUUCGUUUAGAGAAUCUGAUCCAGAGGAGGUUCUGAUCCGGUUCCGGUUCUGGACUGGAGUUGAAACACUGAUGAUUUUAAACUUUUUCAGAAUGAUCUGUGUUGAUCGACCCUGAAUUUAUUUCUGAUAAUAGAUCAAUAAAUGAUGAAUCAGUGAAGAA